AUGGACAAUAUGAUAACUAAUGCCCUUGGGUUUAAUACGCCGAUUUAUGUGCCAAAUGAUGUCGACGACCCUGCUGAUGAUGAAUAUGACGCUGAUGUUAACGUCGAGAGACCAAAUGAGGAAGCCCAGCGAUUUUUUGAUCUUUUGAAAGAGACAAAUACACCGUUGUGUGAAGGCUCUCGAGACUCAAAGUUAACGGUGUGUAUUAGACUUUUGGGUAUCAAGUCUGAAUGUCUUGUUUCAGAAUACACCAUGGACUUGAUAACAAAACUGAUGUUGGAUAUAACAAUAGACCGUCCUCUUGAUUUGCCAAAAAAUUAUUACGAAGCAAGACAAUUGGUUGCAAAGUUAGGACUCGGAGCGAAGAGAAUUGACUGUUGUGUUAACGGGUGUAUGUUGUACUAUAGCAACGAAUUUGGUGUAGAUGACGGUGCAUUACUUGAAUGUAAAUUUUGUCAAGAACCAAGAUAUCGUGUAACAAGAAAUUCACGGUCAGUCAGAAGGAAGCCAAUCCCAAGAAAGGCGAUGUUCUAUUUACCCAUAAUACCAAGGUUGCAAAGGUUGUAUGCAUCGAUGCAAACAGCCAGUAAAAUGACAUGGCAUCGUGAAAACUAUGAAAGGAGAAAAAUGUCAGAUGGAUUUACACCAUAUACUCAAGUAUCAGCCACUCCAUAUUCAUGUUGGCCUGUUCUGGUUACCCCGUACAAUCUUCCUCCUGAUAUGUGCAUGUCAAAACCUUACAUGUUUUUAGCCGCUGUAAUACCAGGCCCAUCUAGUCCAACUGUUGGUAUUGAUAUCUAUUUACAACCUUUGAUUGAUGAUUUGAAGAGAUUGUGGAACGGUGUUGCGACGUAUGAUAUCAACCAAAAACGAAAUUUCAAUAUGAGAGGAGCUUUGAUGUGGACCAUUAAUGAUUUUCCUGCAUAUGGGAUGUUGUCUGGAUGGGGGACACAUGGUAAACUAGGAUGUCCUAUUUGCAUGAUGGACACCAAAGCGUUUUGGUUAGAAAACGGUGGGAAGGCUACUUGGUUUGACUGUCAUCGUCGGUUCUUGCCUACUGAUCAUCCGUUUAGAAGAAAUAAAAAUGCUUUUGUUCAUGGUGACACCGAGACUCGUGAUCCACCAGAUUAUUUGACAUCCCGACAAGUCUGGAACAAAGUGAAAGAUAUUCCAAAGGUUGAGGUUGUAGGUGGUGUUGCAUCUAAACCGCGUGGUUAUGGACAAACACACAACUGGACAAAAAGAAGAAAAACGAAAGAUAAUGACAACGCGAGGAGAGACAUAGGGUUGUAUUGCAAACGUAACGAACUGUUGUUGGUGGAGACAUCUAACGGCAAACUUCUUAAACCUCGUGCAAACUAUACUUUAUCUCCUGAAGAAGCAAAAUCUGUUUGUCGAUGGGUAAAAGAAGUGAAGAUGCCGGACGACUUUACUUCCGAUUGCAUUUAG
Molecule: messenger RNA, 1449 nt
Organism: Trifolium pratense (red clover)
Lineage: Eukaryota; Viridiplantae; Streptophyta; Magnoliopsida; Fabales; Fabaceae
Exons: 4
Coding region: 1-1449 (482 amino acids)
Source: RefSeq, a predicted model, not a curated record